UCCCCUGACUCAGCUGCUCUAGCCUUCCUGGAGCUGCAGGUGUUAAUUUAGGGGCCCCUGGGCCCUGACCUUAUUAGAUACUGGCAGCAGAACCAUGAGGGCCUGGAGCCUCCUCCUCCUGGUGGCCUUCCUGGCUUUGGGGAGCCAGCUGCCUGCUGCCUUGGGCAGCAGGAAGAGAGAGAAAUUGGGGGGCUGUCCGCCAGAUGAUGGGCCGUGCCUCCAAUUGGUGCCGGACCAGUGCAUGGACGACAGCCAGUGUCCCUCAAGGAAGAAGUGCUGCUACCAGGCUUGCUAUCGCCAGUGUGUCCGUCUGGUCUCAGUCAAGCAGGGCAGCUGCCCCAAGGACCCCCUGCGCUGCCUCAGCCCCAUUCAGCACCUGUGCCACCAGGACUCAGACUGCCGGGGCUCCAGCCGGUGCUGCCUCGGCGCCUGCGGCCGGGACUGCCGAAACCCUGUCAAAGGCUGAUUCUGGUUUAGGAUCCACGGCUCUGAACCUCAGGUUGAUGUUCCCAGCAGCAAAAGAUGAUGAUGACGGGCUUGGGACCCUGCCACCCAGGCCGCACUCUCUCUGCCAGCGGCCGUUCCAACCUUCCGAUAAACUGAUCUGGAGUCAUUCCACCUGCAACACCCCCGCCCCCACCCACCCACAGUUUCUCCUCCUGGGAAUCAGGGUCCAUAGCCAGACCGCAAAGGACCCCUCUCCUGCACACUGAACUGCUCAUCCUUUCCAACGCCCACUUUCACAUCUUGUUGUACACACAUUUCUUCCACCUAAAAUGCCCAAGACAAGCAGGCCCCUCCUUGUGGAGUCCUUAUCCCUCCCUCAGGCAGCCAGCCACCCCAAGCGUAUGUUGUAGCAGAGUUUUCCAAACAUCAGAAUAUUCACAUACCCCUUUCACAGUUUCCACCAUACCUGCCGAACAGCUCCAUGAUUUUGCGUACGGCCUGUACUACUACUCACCUAAGGUUUUUCUUUAAAUGGACUCACCUUCAUAUAUGAGUACAUUUAUUUCAAAGGAAAACCUUGAUAUCGCUACUAUAAAUGCGUGCGCGGGAUCACUUGCCACAAAUAGAGUGGAACUGUAAAAGCAAAUGCAACGAAAACAGCUAAGUUCCAUUAAAGUAAAUCAUGCCAGAUUAAACAAUGUUAAAUAAUGUUAUUGAAUUCUAGCUGGAUGCUGCCACCUGCCAAGACCGUGAGCCUGAAGCUUGUUCUCUCUCUCUGUUGUAAUAAAUGAAGAUGAGCAAGGGUUAAGAGAUGUUAAAGAUACAGAUCUCUAAACUGAGACUUCCUCCCUGGGGUAAUCAGAAAGUCUGAAAAGAGAAGAACUACAAUUUUCUCACUCCAAGAGUCUAUGUU
Messenger RNA from Equus caballus (horse), 1360 nucleotides. It is a transcript of the gene WFDC5, whose product is annotated as WAP four-disulfide core domain 5. NCBI's taxonomy places the organism in Eukaryota, Metazoa, Chordata, Mammalia, Perissodactyla, Equidae. Gene Ontology annotation, molecular function: serine-type endopeptidase inhibitor activity. The record is from RefSeq and is a predicted model, not a curated record. Gene Ontology annotation, cellular component: extracellular region.